Messenger RNA from Desarmillaria tabescens, 1139 nucleotides. RefSeq lists its product as uncharacterized. The transcript is spliced from 3 exons. The record is from RefSeq and is a predicted model, not a curated record. Lineage: Eukaryota; Fungi; Basidiomycota; Agaricomycetes; Agaricales; Physalacriaceae. The coding region runs from base 96 to 1034 and encodes 312 amino acids.
CGCGCAAAUUCCUUAAAUACUUCUCUCAGCAAGCGUAGCAUGUCCCAUUGACCUACCCAUCUCUUUUUCUCCCUUUCUAUCUACUUGUCUAUUUAAUGGCACCACCUGGACGACCUCGCGGACGACCUCGCAGAAAAGGACGCGGCGCAGACGCUGAACCUACAGUGGUCCCCGAUGAUGCGGGUGCUGAUCCUGAGGCUCCUGGGCCAACUGAGACUAUCACCGUACACCCAGGAGGCGCAUUGAAUGCGCGGUUUUUUAUACCAGGUUUAGAACACCAUAGUCCAGCUCCAGCCAGCCAGCCUCCAACAUCACAUGGUACACCUCCAACACCUCCGCCGCCUGUAACGCCUGUGCCCCAGCAAUCCGCUCGCCGACGUAGGCGUCAGCCUGAUCCUGAUGACGACAACCCAUUUACAUCCACCCCUGAGCGUAGUUCCAGACACGCUCAACCUCUGCGUAAUGUGCAGUUCUCUGGUGGCGAAACUUUCAACAUCGAAGACUUGUCUGAGCCAUCAACCCCAGCCACGCCUACGCCUGUUUUGCGGCCAGUAGCUGCAACUCCAAAGAGCAACCGAAGGCGCCGACGUGCUAAGCGUACAACAGCUGAGAUGCCUAAUAUACCUGACCUUCGCCCCUUCUACGAAGUGCGUGAAGAUCGAGUACACUGCAUCUUUUGCUGUGCACAGAAGAAGUCAACGUCAUUCAGCCGCUCAACAACGUCCACAAGCAAUUGGCGGUGCCACCUUCUUAUGAAGCACCUGGGACUCUGGGUAGAGGCGUGUGACAGACUUAAGGUAAAGAUUACAGCGGACAAAGCUGAGGGUCCUGUCGCCGCAUACCGGGAGUCAAAGGGACAGGACCCGAAACAGAAUUCAAGCUUGCCUAGUGGGUUUGACGAGGUGCCAGGCUUCUCUUUAGAAGCAUUCAUUGAUGCGUUGGUUGCUUUUAUUGUUAGCAAUGACCAGGUAGGCUUUCUUUGCGUUACUCAGAUUGCAGCGUUAAUGAUGAUCAUAGUCUUUCAAUGUUGUUGAGUCUCCGGAGCUCCGCCGGAUAUUCUUGAUGCUUCGUGAGGAGCUUACCGAUGAUGAUAUUCCCCGCCGAACACAGAUUCGGAAGCGAGUUAUGGAAAUAUGGGA